AUGGACCCUGUGGCCUUCAACGCCUACACGGAAUUCUUCACCCACGCCCACAGCAUCUGUCGACACCUGCAGAGUGAGAGCUGGCAACACCAGGCUGAGAACACCAUCCACAGGCUAACAGAGAGCUCAGCGGGGGUGGUGGAGCGAUUGUCCUCUACCCAGCGUAUGGCUGAGAGCCUAGUGGAGGCCCAGAGAGUUGCCCUCAAGUCACAGGAGACUAUCCUACGCAACGGGGAGGAACUCAAACACACUCUCCACCAUUCUACCCAAGGCAUCAGAGCAGUAUUUGAUGAGAUGAGACUGUCAACCCAGGAGCAACAAGUAGCAUUCGCAGAGAUCUUCAACCGCGUCACUUUCCUCCAGAGUUUCAUCAUGUCAGAGUCUCACACCCUCUCCAGUCUACUCUACAACUCGCUGGGGUUCCUCGUCUCCUUCUUCCUCACCUCGACACAGCGGACUGCUCCAGCCAGGUUUGUCCUGUUUGGUCUGGUAGUGCUGAAUGUGUACCUGGAGAGGAUGCUCUGUAGAGCGGUGCUGGACUCCUCGGAACCAGGCUACCAGCAGAUGGAGCAAAUCAGCCUGUUGGUGGGCCUCCUCAGAAGGGCCAUGGUUCUAGUGGGUCUAUUGGCUCUGGUCUACGUUGCUGUACGGUAUCGUAACGUCACCAAAGAGAGCCUGGAGAUCCUCAGCCAACUCAAAGAGACCCGUACAAGUCUUCAGCUGGCCCUGCAGAAAGCAGGCUGGCAGUAUGACAGCAGUCACAGCACCCUUGGAGGAGAGGAGACCUCCAACCAGACCCAACGUACCCUGCCCAGCCCUGCAAGACCUCAGCGUCGCUCCUCUGUCUCUAGACGUGCCCCGUCCUCCCCUUUGGUCUACAGUAUACUGGUGGAGGAUAAGCAGAGUGCAAAGAACCUUGGCGUGACCCUGAACCACACCCUGUCGUUCUCUGCAAACAUCAAAGCAGUGACUCGCUCCUGCAGGUUCAUGCUCCACAUCAUCCGUAGAAUUCACAACAUACAUACAUACACAAUAUUUAUAAUAUACAUACACUAUAUUUACACUAUACAUACAUACACUAUAUUUACAAUAUACAUACAUACACUAUAUUUACAAUAUACAUACAUACACUAUAUUUACAAUAUACAUACACACACUAUAUUUACAAUAUACAUACAUACACUAUAUUUACAAUAUACAUACAUACACUAUAUUUACAAUAUACAUACACACACUAUAUUUACAAUAUACAUACAUACACUAUAUUUACAAUAUACAUACAUACACUAUAUUUACAAUAUACAUACAUACACUAUAUUUACAAUAUACAUACACACACUAUAUUUACAAUAUACAUACAUACACUAUAUUUACAAUAUACAUACAUACACUAUAUUUACAAUAUACAUACACACACUAUAUUUACAAUAUACAUACAUACACUAUAUUUACAAUAUACAUACAUACACUAUAUUUACAAUAUACAUACAUACACUAUAUACACACACAACAUACAUACAUACAUACACUAUAUUUACAAUAUACAUACACACACAACAUACAUACAUACACUAUAUUUACACUAUACAUACAUGCACUAUAUUUACACUAUACAUACAUACACUACAUAUACACUAUAUUUACACUAUACAUACAUACACUAUAUUUACAAUAUACAUACAUACACUAUACAUACACUAUAUGUACACAUAUACACUAUAUAUACAUACACAUACCAUAUAUACACUAUACAUAUAUACACUAUAUAUACACUAUACAUACAUUAUAUACAUACACUAUAUAUACACUAUACAUACACUAUACAUAUAUACACUAUAUAUACACUAUACAUACACAAUACAUACACUUUAUAUACAUUCACUAUACAUAUAUACACUAUACAUACAUUAUAUAUAUACACUAUACAUACACUAUACAUAUAUACACUAUAUAUACACUAUACAUACAUUAUAUAUACACUAUAUAUACACUAUACAUACAUUAUAUAUAUACACUAUA
Molecule: messenger RNA, 2019 nt
Organism: Oncorhynchus masou masou (cherry salmon)
Lineage: Eukaryota; Metazoa; Chordata; Actinopteri; Salmoniformes; Salmonidae
Exons: 10
Source: RefSeq, a predicted model, not a curated record